CUCAAGAAUGGGCGUGUACAUCAUCACAACCUCAUGCAUCUAUUAAUCCAGCUUUACUUGAUCUAUCCAGAGGACCCACUCAACGCAUCCCAAUUAUCCAAGCCACGUGCUGCCCAUCUUCCGGUCCGACCCGGCAAGGCUCUCAGCCUCACCCCUACAGUGCCUCAAGAUGCGCCUCCUCAACCUCAAUACCUUAGAGCUCAGAGAAUUUAUCGACGCCGAGCGACCGCCCUAUGUCAUCCUCUCUCACACCUGGGGCGCCGAAGAAAUAUCUCUGCAGGAGCUUAAGCUUCCCGUCUCCAACGCCUCGUAUCUCUCCACCAAAGAAGGCUACGUCAAGAUUCUGAACUUUUGUCAAAAAGGCAAGGAGAAUGGGUUUGAGUGGGGAUGGAUCGAUACUUGCUGUAUCGAUAAGACGAGUAGCGCUGAGCUUUCGGAAGCUAUCAAUUCUAUGUUUAGAUGGUAUCAAGAGGCAGAUUCCUGUUAUGCCUACUUGAGCGAUGUCUUCAGUCGUGAAGGUGGAGAACACCAGGAACCCUCGCUCCAGGUCCAGUUCGCUGGCAGCCGAUGGUUCACCCGGGGCUGGACACUCCAAGAGCUUCUUGCACCGUCGAGUGUCGUGUUCUACUUGCAAGACUGGACUGUAUAUGGCACCAAGAGUUUCUUGCACAAGGAAGUCUCUCGUAUCACUGGCGUCCCCACAUUUGCGAUGACAAAGCCGAACAGUGUGAAAGAGUUCAGCGUCGCUCAGAGGAUAUCAUGGGCCUCAAACCGGCAGACUACACGUCCGGAGGAUAUUUCCUAUUGCCUUCUAGGGAUUCUCGGUGUUCACAUGCCUUUGCUAUAUGGUGAAGGGGCCAGAGCCUUCUCAAGACUCCAAGAGGAGGUGAUGAAAAGUGGCACUGAUCCAACAAUCUUUGCGUGGCCGUCGAGUGAUGUGGCAGUAAAUACACGGGAAGGACCGUUAGCGCCAAGCCCGGCUGCCUUUAGGUUCGCUGGGAAUCAUAGAGUCUUUACCUCUGGAAACUUUGUAGAAUAUGGACCAUGGUCAGUUACGAAUCGCGGCAUCCGGAUAGAGGAUCUUCCAAUCCUCGAAGAAUCUUUGGCUAAGGCUCUGCUUGAUUCUGAAGGCUUUCAUCUUUGGCCCAACAAAACCUAUGCAGUAGCUUUAAUUGGCUGCUACAGGGUAAAACAAGACGGCCAACGCAUUGAUAAACAGUUUGGUAUUGCGUUGUACAAGCAUGGAGACAUCUACUAUCGCUUCCGCACACCUGAGAGUCUUUUACUCAUAGACCACCACGUCAAGAUGUCAGCGAGAGUAAAUUGCAUCCUCCAUUUAGAGCCGGUAGUUACUUAUUCGAAAUAUAAAAUACGUCCAGAUUCGGUAAGCCCCAGGUGGAUUAUUCGUAAGUGUCCGGAUGAACGACAUGGUUUCACUAUCUCGGACAUCUGCGGACGCUGGGUGUGGGGAUCAGACUUCAAAUUCUUUUCUUACCCGGAUCUAAGGGACGAUAUGGUCAGGCCCGCCUCUCGUAAAGCUAUAAUCUUCUCAAACAAUACCACAAAAGAAGAAUUCUUUGUGGUUGUCAGAGUCAACAAAGCCCUGCCCUGGAUACAUGUUUCAACAAAUAUAACGAGGGAAGCAUGUUUAGAUUCUCCGUUUGCGUUUGGGGUGGAUCACACUGCGUAUGUGGACCAGACCUCUUCAGCUCUAAGGAACGGAAAGGAGGUUAUAGUGAAGGUGAUUUGCGGUGUGGAUAAUGGGGAAAGGGUUUUUUUUCUAGAUGUUUGUAUUCAAGAUGUUCAAUAAGCGCAUUCGGGGGGUUUUGGUAGAUCUUGCCCAAUCGCCGUCUAAUAGCUAUAUUCACAGGCUUCUUUUC
Molecule: messenger RNA, 1880 nt
Organism: Hyaloscypha bicolor E
Lineage: Eukaryota; Fungi; Ascomycota; Leotiomycetes; Helotiales; Hyaloscyphaceae
Product: HET-domain-containing protein
Exons: 2
Coding region: 170-1810 (546 amino acids)
Source: RefSeq, a predicted model, not a curated record